Molecule: messenger RNA, 296 nt
Organism: Saprolegnia parasitica CBS 223.65
Lineage: Eukaryota; Oomycota; Saprolegniomycetes; Saprolegniales; Saprolegniaceae
Exons: 2
Coding region: 22-240 (72 amino acids)
Biological process (GO): protein N-linked glycosylation
Cellular component (GO): membrane-bounded organelle
Source: RefSeq, a predicted model, not a curated record
GAUUGACCACACAUACGCAGCAUGGAAUUCCCCCACACCAGCCCCGUGCCCGUCGACCUCUACGGCUACCUGGCGGUCUUCCUCAACUUGAUCGGGCUCGUCUUCAUGGCCGCGUUCUUCACCAAGGGCGUGAGCGCCAACAAGAACAUGAUCGUCGAGCUCGCGUUCGCGGCCUUGGCCUCGCUCUUCCUCGGGUCGGGCUCGCUCUUUGUCUUCCUCUGGGCCGAAAUCUAUGUCUAACGCCACGAUGCGACGCCAGGGUACACGACUUGAGGCUUAUUUACACGGCUUAAUUC